GCGUACGUUGUUUUCGACACUUUGAACGAGGCGCAACUGCUCCUGUCUGGUUUCUUUUUAGGUUACGAUCUGUGUUGCCGUGGACUGGAUUUGAAUAUUUCCAGCUAAAGACAUGACAAACUUACGGAAAGUGGAGGCCCCCAAAGUGGCAAAGGCCGUCGCUGCGCUGACGAAAAAAGUGCAAUCCGUCAGAAGACCCACCAAAAGGUACGGCCGAUUGUACGCCACCGCUGUAUUUACAGGCUACAAGCGCGGUCUCCGCAACCAACACGAGAACACCGCGCUUCUUAAAGUCGGUGGGGCCAGCACGAAGGAAGACAGCUGGUUCUAUGUGGGCAAGAAGUGCGUCGCCAUUUAUUCCGCCAAAAACAAGACUUGUGUACCUGGCAAGCCCAAGUCGGUCAAGUCGCACAAGCGCGCCAUUUGGGGCAAAAUCACUCGCCCCCAUGGAACUAGCGGCGCUUUGCGAGCGAAGUUCGUUAGGAAUUUGCCCGGAAACUUUAUCGGCAAAAGGAUCCGAAUUAUGUUGUACCCUUCCAGGAUAUAGAAAUGGAAUGAUAAUAAAAUAAAUUAAGUCUAAAA
Messenger RNA from Dendroctonus ponderosae (mountain pine beetle), 582 nucleotides. RefSeq names its product 60S ribosomal protein L35a (gene RpL35A). Gene Ontology annotation, cellular component: ribosome; cytosolic large ribosomal subunit. Lineage: Eukaryota; Metazoa; Arthropoda; Insecta; Coleoptera; Curculionidae. Gene Ontology annotation, biological process: ribosomal large subunit biogenesis; cytoplasmic translation. Bases 113 to 547 code for a protein of 144 amino acids. Gene Ontology annotation, molecular function: structural constituent of ribosome. The record is from RefSeq and is a predicted model, not a curated record. The transcript has 4 exons.